UAUGCGAAUAUUUGAAGAGCUGGCGAUGCGGACAGCUGCUGUGUUUACUACGCUAAAUAACCAUUUACGUUUAUUUUAUAACAACAGCUUUUAUGAAGAAAAUAUAUCGAGGCCUAGGCAGCUGUGAGAACUAAUUCGUGCUCAAACGAUACAAAGAUAAAAUGGCUCAACACACUUUCCAAGAGCAGCUGGUGUCCAUCAUGGAGAUACUGGCCAAAGCUGCCGUUGCUGAAAUUAACAGACGUGUGGACGACAGCUGUGCAGUAAUUCGCCUGGAGCUGUCCAGAAGUCAGAGAGAUAUUGACUCGCUGAAGAGGAAAUGUCAAAUGAUGGAGAAUGAAUUGAGGAAGGCACGGGCACGAGGGAGAAGGAAAGUGUUUUUCUGCAAGACCUCUGAGAAGCUGCCUGUGCCUUUUCCGAGUGUAUGGGUCAGAGAUGCUGGUGCAGAUGUGUGCAGAGCUGAACAGACUGUUAGUCCACAAGAGGCAGAUCCGGAGCAGUCUGCACAACAUGUCCACCAAGCAAUCCAGAUUCUGGAGGACACGCCUGAGGUACCGGUCAUCAAAGAAGAGGGAAUUGAAAAUGAAACAUGGAGUAGUGGAGAGCCUGCAGGACAAUUUCUUUUUGAGCAUCGAGACAGCUUGUCCCGCAACCUGGCUCAAGCAACACCUGAAGAACAGAACCAGCUUCAUGAAGGCAUGGAGAAACCAAGUGCACACUUUACUUGUGUACCGUCUUCGUCAGAGCCGGUUAAGAGCGAUGAUGAGGGUCUGAGUAAACUGAGCCUGCAGGUAAAAGCUGAGAAGGAGCAAGAGGAGGACAAAGGAGGACAAGACGUCGUAGUGGAGGGUUCUGAGCAAAGGAUAGAAGAGACUGGAGAUUGCCUGGAGUUUACUCAGAGGGAUGCCCAGCUGUGGUCGUCUGCUCAUGAGCAGGGGCAUGAUGGUGAGGCAGAGUGGACAGACAAGGCCUUCACAUCUCCUCAGCUUUCUCGUGACCUUGCAGCCUUUUCCCAGCCUGUGGACACAGAACAGUCUGGAGAUGGUAUCCAGAUGGACCUAUAUGGUGCUGGACAGGUCAAGGUGCAAAAACAACUUCAGGCAUCCUGGUGUAGAGAAAGACUAUCCAGUUCUGCUGUUAAACAGUUGAACACACAACUAACCACACAGCAGCACCAUAGGACUCCGUCAAGAACAGGAGACAUUGUUCUUGGAGCCAACAUGGGUGGCCAAACAGGAUCCAGUAUGGCCGCUCAGGCGCUUUUGGGCUAUGGUCGUGGUGGACUUAGCACCGCUAAGCGUUUGCGGACUCAUUGGCGCACAAACGUGGCUGGAGAGCGGCGGUUUAGCUGCACAUUCUGCGAGAGGCGUUUUGUCCGUUUUGGCCAGCUGAAGGAACACCUGCGCAGCCACACAGGUGAGAGACCCUACACCUGUGCUCAGUGCGGCCGCAGUUUCACCAAGCAAGGGAAUCUAAUCCGGCAUGCUGUGGUGCAUAGCGGGGAGAAACCGUACCAAUGUAGCCUUUGUGGGAAGUGCUUCACUCAACGCUCCAGUCUGAAAUCCCAUCAGAAAACUCACAUGCCGGAGAGAGAAGACGUUCUGCAGGGAUUGCCUGUGUGCCAGUCAGGCAACAGCCGGUCUGUAACACAGAGCAGGGGUUUUGUAUAAAAUCAACGUUAAAAUGGAACUGAUGUUUAUAUUGUGUGGCAUAGAGUACUUUGCAGAAGUCAGAGACUAGUUUUCAUUUAUUUAAUUUCCAGUCAGAACAGCCAUGCAGUGUGAAUUUAGUGUGUCAGCUCUUUUUGGGAGACUUGCUUUCAGUUUUUCAAACAAAUCUGCAGGGAUAUUUUCCACACCUCAAAAGUUCAGUCUUAGAAGUUAGUUGCAUUUUUUUUUUUUACAUAUUAAGUGAUUUUGAGUUCUGGACUCUGGGGUGGUCAGUCUAUUUUUUCUGAGAACACCAGCAGCUUCUUUGAUUUGUACAUUUACUUUCAGACCCGUAGCAUUGAGUGGUCUUCUCAUGGUGGAAGGAUAGACAGAAGCACCUUUGGAUUUUUUCAGAUUUUGUCUUGACAGUUGGGGCGGUCUGCCAUGUCUUGUUAGGAGUCCUGCUUUCUCUAAACCUUUAAUUUUUUUUUUUUAACUUUUUGAAGUUUUGGAAAUUCCUGUUUCACUUCUGUUCCUUUUUGAUGUUCCCCUUUUUUAUGCCAAAAAUGGCAAACUUGUACUUAAUGGAUGUUUUGACAGGAAAUUAAGUAAAAAAAAAAUGGUCUUUGACUUUUCAGUACUGUAGAUGUUUGGAUAGUGGUCAUGAAAUUUAGAAUCUGUAGUAUAUGAGUUUAGGAAUGUGAAGAUCCAACUCAUUGUGUUCUUUUUUUGUGUCUUCUAACUGGGUAAUGUCAGUGUGCUUAAUUUAACAGUUUUGUGCUUAGUGUGUAAAAUACUUAUUAUUGAUAUAAUUUAUAACCUUUUUAUUUUACUUUAGUACUUCCACAGUUCUUCUAUCUGUUAGAUUAAUACAAAUAAAAGCUUUACCCUCAAAGUAUUUGAGUGAGUUACUGGUUAUGGGACUUAUUCAAAUUCAGUCCAACACAAGGCAAAACAAUUAAGCAGCAUUCAUACUUACUACUCGCACAUAACAAACUUACACUAUCCAAAAGUAUCCAGGUACUACCUUCCAAGUAGUG
Colossoma macropomum (tambaqui) is the source of this 2689-nucleotide messenger RNA. RefSeq lists its product as uncharacterized. Gene Ontology annotation, molecular function: RNA polymerase II cis-regulatory region sequence-specific DNA binding; DNA-binding transcription factor activity. The transcript has 4 exons. Gene Ontology annotation, biological process: regulation of transcription by RNA polymerase II. Bases 162 to 1670 code for a protein of 502 amino acids. Lineage: Eukaryota; Metazoa; Chordata; Actinopteri; Characiformes; Serrasalmidae. The record is from RefSeq and is a predicted model, not a curated record.